GGUGGGUGGCAAGCGUUGAGCUGUGAUUAUGUUUCUCCCAGUUCCCAAAUGGUCUGAAGGCAUGGAUACAGUGGGAGCUGGCCCGGUCCAGGGGUGUGUGACUCUUUGCUUGGUGGCUGUGGUCACUCACACACGGCACAGAGGGCAGAGUCAAAGGCCUGGAUUGUGUGUGAGGAGGAGGGCAGUGCUGCUGUGCAACAAACGAGGCUUUCUGCUUGGUGUGUGUCACUGGAAUUAAACGUUGGCCCAGGGAGGGUGGAGCGUUAGCGUUUGGUUAGCUGGCACAGGGAUCGCAUUCUGUUGCUACCUCUCAGCUGCCUGCUGUCUGACCUCAGAUGAAAGAACAGAGACGCAACGCAACGCAGAGCAGAGAGUAUAUGCAGUGUCUCUACUCGACAGUUUGGAGCAACUUGUAGAGCAAGGUGCUAACAAGGCCAGGGUCAUGGGUUGGAAUCCCAUGGAAUCCACGUUGGUUACUAAUGGAAAUGCGUUUACUGCUACUCAGAUAGUGAUGGGAUUUCUCUCAGUCAAGAGGGACAGGGGAGAUUAAUGAGAAGAGACAAUACCCUUUCUACCUAUGUGACAGGAGAUCUCUCGAAAGCACUCGAAAGCACAAUGUCCCUGUGUCGCUCUCGGCACGGAUAAGGGACCUAGCCUGGCGAACCAACUCCGUGCUGGUACCAUGGCGGGAGAGACUAAGAGAACGUAUGCCGCCAAAGAACUGGACAGGGGGUCUAAGAAACUCGAGGAGCGCUCAACAAGAGAGCAGUACAGUGAGAAAGGUCAGAGAGAUUCUCCUGAGCACUACCUGAACGGGACUGUGGAGCCACGGGUGGCAGGCAAUGGAGCAAAGUUUGUAGACAAGGACCGAGAGAGUACCCAGCAACGUGAGGCCGUCAUACGGCCCCAGCAGGCAGGAAAAAUAGACUUUAAGUCGCUGCAGAACCGGCCAAAGUUCACCAGUGACAGGCCAUGGCCCAGCGGUAAGGGCAGCCCCCAGUCUCCCAGCGGCAAGAGCCGGAACCGAGACAAGGGCAAAAAGUCUGGCAAGUCGGAUCGCGGCAACCCCCAGCAGCUGUACCGCCUGAGCAUCACAAACCCCCGCUCCAACAACCCCACAAUCGGGAUCGCUUACCCGCAACAGAAGGUGCCGCCCCCCAAGAAGCUGGAGGCCAGCAAAGGCCCGGUGUCCGGCAGCUAUAGGUUCCACGUGCCCAGCAUCCCAGAGCGGGAGGCCGAGCUGCAGCAGGAGGAGCGGAACUACAGCCGCUGCUUCCAAGAGGGCCCCUCAAACCUCACCUCCCCAAGCUAUACCUCACAGGCGGUGGCGGGCUCCACAGGAGGACCACCUGCUCCCCAGCACCCGGCCUCCGCUCAGCAGCAACAGCAGCCGCUGACGCAGCCAGUGGGGUCUCUGGACGCCAGCGGGGCACAGGCCUCUGGCCAGAUGCUCUUCUCAGACUUUCAGCUGAAUGGGACAGAUGUGUGGCAGUCGCCAGAAAGGACACUCACCGGUGCCUCCUAUGGGAUUACAGUGCAAAAAGCCAACAUUGUGGUCGAGCCUAACAACAAGGCCGGAUUCAUGCCUAUGUCCUUUCAGUAUGGCUUUUCACUGCAGGACGACUUGGCCACGGACGCUUUCCCCUGCGACCCAAACCCUCCAUCACAGGACUACAUGGAAGCUUCAUUGGCUCCUCCUGGCCAGGUGCCUCACAACCCGUUUGCCUUCCAGACCUCUGCUGAGGGUCAGGAGGCGUUACAGGGCAGCGGCCAGUUUGGCAGUGAGCAGAGCGACGACAGGCCACCGUACCCCCUGCCCUCUCAGCCGCAGCCGUACCUGCAGGUCCCUCAGGGGCCUCCUUCAUCCAUGCACUGCCCCAGGGGCAUGAGCGAGGAGCCUGGCCUGGGGGAGAGCUCUGCUCCCAACUCAGAGCAGAGCAAGGGCACCCUGACGGACAACACGGAUGGAGCUGCAUCUUCGGGGGGCAAAACGAGCUGCCACCCAAAAGACGCCACCGCCGCCAACCAGAGGGUACUCGUUCAAAGCAACGUCCACCAUAUCAGAAACAUUGCACAGGGCUCCGGCUCUCAAAUGCACUUUCCAGGCAAAGCUUACGGCAGCCCCCCACUCAAUGCUGUCCAUAUGGGCCCUGUGCCUAAUGAUAAGAACAUGAGCAAAAGCCACAGCCGGGCUCCACCGCCGUGGGAGGGGCAGAACAAGCCCUUUCCGCCAUUGGAGCAUAACUCUGUGGCUUACUCCAACUUGCCUGAGAAAUAUCCCUUUCAGUGCCAGCCCCCACACGAUCAAAGGCAGGGGCCAGGUAAAAACAACCGCAUGCCCUGGCAGCAGAUACGGCUUGCAUCGGCCGUGCCAAACCAGAACAGAAUUGAGCUUUCCAGGCAGUUGAGCAAUCAGAAGCUGUCGUUUGUGAUCGCACCUUCUGAGUGGCAGGAUGAGGGCAAAUUGCACAAGGCUGGUCCGCUCAAAAGCCCUGGCACCUUCCAGAACAAAAGGUCCACUGAAGGGUACUCAAACCAAAGACAGGAAAGUGUCAAACAGGGAUGUAGCACAGGGUUGCCCCCCUGUCCCUAUAAAAGCAAAGCUGAGGCAAGUCACGCACAGGCCUGCGAUGCUAAGAAUAAGUCUCUGUACUUUGGCAUGAACCAGUCAAUACCUGGGGCCUCCACCAGAGGGUGUAACUAUCCUCCUAUGCAGGUGCCACCCAUGGGCAUGAUGCUUGUGUCCCCUUAUGAGUCCCCUCUGCCCUCCCCCAUUCAAAACCCUGCUUCUAGUAGUACGUGCUCGUCCCUCUCACCUGCUUCUACGAGCCCUGUCAACAGCAGCUCUGAUGACAACCAGAUCUCAAAGCCUGUUGGCCCACCACCAUUCUACCAUCAGCAACAGAGUAAGGCACUGACAUCCACUGAUCACCUCAACUCGAACCAUCACCAUUUCCAUUCAGAUGCCUCGCGUAGUCUACCCUACCCCACAGACAGACCCAAAGAGGACAUGAUGGGGUUCAUGCAGAAUAACAGAACACAUACAAAGUCCAGCAUGGAGAGUAGCAAAGGCUGUAUGGACAACUUUGGGAUGGAGCACCACCCUCCACCCCAGUACUCUGCCCAUCAACUACUGGCCACUUCCUUAGCUACAGCAAACCUCGACCAGUUGGAUGUGUUACUCACUUGCAAGCAGUGUGAUCAGAACUUCAACAACCUGGUAUCUUUCCUUGAACAUAAGCAGUACUGUGGACAGCAAACAUUUGCACAUAACGACUUUAAAGAUGAGGACAGACGAGACGAGGACACCAAAAAGUUUCAAAUGGAUCCCACCAAAGCCCUGGCCCCUGGGACAGGUUUUUCACAAAUGUCACGUUGCCCAUCAGAUCUGCAUUUAUCUCUGCUUGGACUGAGCAAGAAUGGUGAACUAAUAUCUGAUGCUGAAGCGAAAGUUGACACCAAGGAUGACCCCUUAAAACUGUUUUCAGGUGGUCACAACCCUCCUGUUUCUCUUCCUGAUUUGGAUAUGGAGGAUGCUAAAUUAGACAGCCUUAUCACAGAAGCUCUGAAUGGUCUUGGGUAUCAGUCUGACAAUGCAGAGAUUGACAGCAGCUUUAUCGAUGCAUUUGUGGAUGAUGAACUCACAACUGCCAAGUGCACGUCAAACAGACAGACACUGAAAACCAAAGACUCUGUGAUGUUUGAGAGUCGAACAAAACACGAAGCAACAGCUAGCGAAAGGUCAUAUACACAAGGAAAAUUCCCUUAUGACUCUGACAUAGACAGCCUUAGCACUGACAGCAAACAGACAGAAAGUAGCAAUACUGAGAAUCAGAGCUUAGAGCAGAGCGAUGACACCAACUCCAAAGAGGAGAACUCGCCAGAUAGCCUUGGAGUGUCUUCACCAGACAAAAACAGAGACCAUAAAAAGUGGGGGAAAGAAAUACGAAAGUCAGAAACGACAUUAGAGGAAAGUUCAAGUAAUCCUCGCUUUGUCUUGUCCAAAACGUUCUCAGAGCGCUGUGGAAUUAAAAGUGUGCAGGAAAGCUCCCUGUUUGUUAAAUCCUCUGUUCCUCAAUCCCCGUCUGGCAGUAGGACGUCGACCACCCAGAGGCUCGUCGCUCGGGAGGGGAAGAGGAAAAGGACAGGCGGAGGAACUUGGAGCAAGGAGCUCAUCCACAAAAUCGUCCAGCAGAAAAACAAGCUGAACAAGCUCCAUGUGAAAGGCACCAAAAACAUGCAGUUCUCCCUGGUGAUGGAGAGACUAACCCCCACGGUGCAGACCCCCGCGUUCAGGGAGUAUGACUACGUGUCUGACUCUGACGAAGACUGCGAGCCUCUGAAGAUAGCAAGCCAAGGCCGCCUUAGCCAGAGCAUCCGCUGCAAGUACACGUACACCAAGGAGUGCAAGGGCAGAGCAAGGAGUGAGAAAAGCAGGGACCUCUCAUGGAAGCAGGAUAAAAAUGACUGCUUUGAUUCCAAAAAGGUGGACGAUGUGUCUCUGUCUCCCGUGAAAGAGAGGCUGAGGCGACGGAGCAGCAGAUCUUCCACCAGCAGUGAGCUCAGCACUUCUGUGAGUAUCUCCAGCGACAGCAUCAGUAGCCCCAAAAGCACUGAUCGCACAGACUCAGACAGCGAGAGGAAAGUGGAGGUGAAACGGAAGGACUCUGACUCUUUUGAGCAGAAUGGUCUUGAGAGGUCACCGCAGAGGGUACGCCGAGAAUCCAACACCUCCGUGGCAUUGUCCAUCUCCAAAAACACCAAGCGGUACAGCACUGAGAAGAUUCUUCUCUCUGCCAACAAAGAGGAUUCGACGACCACAAAAUGCUCAAGCAGUAGCAGCAGGAACACUGAGAUUGUGUCUGAACUUACCAAGACUAGGAGUAUUUUCAGCCUCACAAGAUUCAAAAGCACGGAGGUGUCCGCCGUGGCAAAGGAGGACGUCUUCAGCUGUGAGACAGGCAUCGUAGCAAGAACAGAAGAGUCCACAUGUCUCACAAAAGAGAGGCACAAAAGCAGCUCCAGCUCUAAACUCUAUUCAUCUGAGAUACUAAGCAACAAGGAGUCCAACAGUUACAGCAAACACAAGAAGGAUGAUAGUUCAAAAGUGAAACCAUCUCACAAAAGAAAAGAUGAUGGUGUCAGUGAUGUCACACUGCAACUUUCAGAUACUGCAGCAAUUGAGUUUGAUAAGCUUACUGAUGGUGCACAUGACAGCAAAGAACCAACAAACUUCCACACUGAUUUGGUUACAAAGCCCCCAUCUCUGUGCAAUGUGCUAAUGGAUGAAGUGUGUUUGUCCCCUACCAAUUUACAAGAUGUUGCAAUGCAGAAAAACUCCAUGAGACAUAGCCUCAUACCUUGUCCCUUGGAACAGGAGCAGAGUUUGUUAAAAUCUCCACUCUCAUUUGACACGUCAUCAAUGUUUGGCGACCUCACUGUUGGUGCCUUCGACAACAACCUAUAUCCAGACAUACAGCUGAACAAGGACAGCUUUAGUCCAUUGGAGCCCACCACGGACAAGAAGGAAAUGUUUGAGUCCUCAUUCUCUCCUUUCCUUGAGCAAAGAGACUGGGGCCUAAUGGUAGAUGUCACUCCAGAGCUACCAGACGAGAUCUCCCAGUACAAAGACGACUCAGACGCAGGCAGUGAGAGGAAGACCAAUUUCAACACAGUGCCCUUUUCUCUGCCAGACAAAAUCAUGAACUACGGCACAAGCAUGAGUAAUUGUGUGUCUGAGGAUGAGCUGGAGAUCAAGCGAAUCGUCACAGAGUUAGAGAGCCAGCUGCAGACAAACAAGCUCAGCACAUCGCCACUGCUUGAUGAGGAGCUACCAAAACAGCUGACCAUGAGCAAAUUCUCACCCCUGCGACUGGACCAGGAAACUGAUAAUGAGCAGAGUGGGCUGGAGGUGGACUGUACUGGAGAGAGUUUAGCACUGACAGCACCAGGUUUGCCAACUGAUCCACACUCUGAAGGCUUCUCGGAGCCUGAGAUGCCCUGGGCUAGCCCCCUUCAGUUUGGCCUUCUGGAAUCACAGCACUGCCUCCACACCCCAACCCACUCCAUCACACACACUCACGACACUCUCCAUGACAAAGUUGCCACCGGAGGUGACAUAUCUGUGACAGAGAGAGAAGACGACCACCCAGGUAUGCCUCGUGGAUCUGAGGAUGACGUCGAUGCCAAGAGCCCACAUACAGACAAGUCUGAGGAGAUGCUUGAGCAUGAAAUGUACACAGAAAACCUUAUGAAAAGUCUGGAAGUCAUUUCAGACUCCAUCUUUAAGAAGGACCCUCUGCCUCUGCCACUGCAUGAAUCAAAACGUUUACAGUCGAGCCCAGAGCGCUCUCAGAACGACUGCCAAAACACUAAUCAGGGUUUAAUGGGAAAUGAGACUACAUCUGAAACAGACACAAGGAGGUCAGAAAAACAAUCCGAGGCGCUUUAUGCUUCUCCUCUGUCCAUGAGUUUAGGCUGUGAAAUGCCAGAAGAGGUAGACUCAAUGAAACUGAAUGACUCCUCACAAAGUCCAGUCACCCAAGUAAUGCAGACGUCACAGAAAGCCCUCAGAAGGGGCCAUUUCAAUGCUUGGCGUCACAACUACAUGAUCCUCAAAAUCCUGAGGAAAUACGUGAACAUCUCCAGAGCAAAGCUCUUAAGAGACACGAAGACUCGUCGGAGUCCCAAGAAUUAUUGUUUCCCACCACUAUCCAAUAUGACCAAGAGCAGACAAAAGACUGUAAUUGGGCCAACAGCCAGCUGGAGCAGGAAGCAGUCGAAAUUGAUUCCAAACUACAAGUUGAACAGAAAGGCACUGAAGAGGCAUCCAGAGGCUCAAAGGUCUCUCAGUCUUGCCAUGGCAAGCCAUCAGUCAAUGAAGCAGUGGAAAAGGAUCAAGAACGUGUGGAAGAGGUUAACUUGA
Messenger RNA from Clupea harengus (Atlantic herring), 6925 nucleotides. It is a transcript of the gene znf469, whose product is annotated as zinc finger protein 469. The record is from RefSeq and is a predicted model, not a curated record. NCBI's taxonomy places the organism in Eukaryota, Metazoa, Chordata, Actinopteri, Clupeiformes, Clupeidae.